GACCCCGACCCAACCUCCCUGGCAAGGCAGGGAGGGACUGGGCAGGUGACACGUCACCAACGCUGAUGCCACAGGUUCCCCUUCCAGUCUGGGGUUUUUUUCGGCAUUUUGGUUCAUGAACAGAACACCCUAUUUAGCAACGGAGGAGACAACCCCACUGAACCCGCUUAUUUUUAUUUUCGUGCAUCAGAUCGCCGUGCCCUUGCAGCUGCGGCGGGGCGGGGGGAGUGGGAAGGCUGGUUUGAAGGCAGGGGAAAAAAAAAAAAAAAGCACCAUUUCCACGGGGAGCUCCGGCUCCCGGAGGGAUGAAACGGCUCCCGGCAGGGAGCGGGGAGGAGCGGGGCAGAGGAACGAGCGGGGCGGCUUCCACGGCUCCCUCGUGGUUACGAGAGAGCUGCUCUGGCUGUGGAGGAGCGUGCCCGUCUGCCGGGGGGCGAUCCCAAACCGCUGUGCCGGCUGUAGGUGCGGGUUCCAUGUCCUGCCUUGAGGCAGGAGCCAUCAGCCUCACGCAGCCGGGCUGGGAGAAGUUCCGUGGGGAGGGAUCCGGGAGCCCCGAGAGCUGCUCUGAGUCCUUUGUACCCUGCUGCUGAGCAAGAUCCACGCUCCGGGCUCAGGGAUACUGCUCAGCUGCUUCAAGCCGGCCGGCUGCGGUCAGCCGUCAGCUUUGAAGGUGAAACAAAGUUUAAUCAGGGCCUGAAGGAUAAGGAAGGCCUGACUCAAUGAAUUGUAGAAAAGCUUUUAUGAGACUCAGUGAGCAUUAAAGUGGAAGAAGAAACUCAACUGUGAAGUGAUGGAGUUUGGGGAAGAUGAAGAGAACUUAAUUUCCUCAUUUCAUCCUAUUUUCCCAUCUAAAGCUGCUGUUACUGCUCAGGAACAAGACCUUUGGAUGGUGACAGCCCAAUGGAAAGAAGGGCUUUUAAUUGCCAUGAAGGACUUAUGCUGCACAUUUAUCCUCACCUUUAGGAUUUCAGACACUUCUAAUGGACUCAUAACCACAGGACAGUGAUGGCACAGGCACAGCAGGAUUUUAACAGUGGGAAGAUGCUGAUGGACAAAAAUGAAACUUGGCUCUCUAAUUUCUCCUCUGCUGCCUCCUCCUUUGUGAGGAGAGGGAUCGGGCUCCAGGAGGUGGUCAUUGGCCUGAUCCUCACCCUCAUCGACCUGAUCACCCUCCUGGGAAAUACCGUGGUCUUCCUCUGCCCCGUGGUGGAGAAGAGGCUGCGCACUGUCACCUACAUGUUCAUCAUGUCCUUAGCCAUGGCAGACUUCCUUGUGGCCUGUCUGGUCAUGCCCUUCAGUAUCAUUUAUGAGGUGACGGGGAUGUGGCUGUUUGGGAGGCUUUUCUGCAAAGUCUGGAUCUCCUUUGAUGUCAUGUUCUGCACGGCAUCCAUUGUCACACUGUGCUUUAUCAGCCUGGACAGAUACUGCUCCGUGGUGACCCCCUACCACUACUCCAGAAGGAUGUCCCGUGGCAGAUGCAUUGUGAUGACCUGCAUGGUCUGGGUGUAUUCCUCCCUCAUUUCCUUCCUCCCUGUCAUGCAAGGCUGGAACGAGAUCCCCGGGGUGGACUUUGAUGCGGGCAGGGAAUGCAUCUUUGUCACCAACUGGAUUUUUGCCAUCGUGGCUUCUGCCCUGGCGUUUUUCGUUCCCUUCAUGGUGAUGUGCAGCAUGUAUUUCUUCAUCUACCGAGCUUCGCGGCUCAAGGCCACCCGUAUCAUGUCCCAGACCCUGGAGAUUCACUACCACCCCAACAGCAAGCGGCAGAACCACCUGCAGCUGGAGAACAAGGCCACGAGGACCAUCAGCAUCAUCAUCUCAGUCUUCGUGCUCUGCUGGCUGCCCUACUUCGUCCUGAACGUCUGGCUCGCUGCCAGGGGCACUGACUCCACCAGCACGGUCCUGGUCGACACCUUCAAGAUCAUCACCUGGCUGGGAUACUGCAACUCCACCAUCAACCCAAUGCUCUACGCCUUCCUGAACAGGGACUUCCAGCGGGCCCUGAAGAAGCUGUUCAUUUGCAGGCACAGGUCUCAGGUGGACAUUGGAGAAGACAUGGUUUCCAUCGCCACCUUCUCCAAGACCGCUCCAGAUCUGGAAUACAGCACAGCGGUGCCGGUGCCCAACGGUGCCCUGAAGGGCAAACCCAAGUCAUAGGGAUGCAGGGUCAGUCGCUGGAGGUGGUGAUACAGAAAGUGCCAGAGCACAUCCUAAUGGAAAAACAAUGGGUAGCAAAAUAAGGGAAGGAGGGGCUGGAAUACUGCAGCUGUGGACAUACAACAAAGAUGCAUUUCUUAACCUUCCACAGUUAUAAGAAUGAGGAACUUUGAUAUUUUCAGGACAAUUUGUGAUACUAAUAGAGUUAAUUCCUUCCUGGGUAUUUUUUUUUUUCAAUGAGCAUUUCCCAAGACAAAUUCAACCAUAAUGUUGGGGAAAAAAUAUCAGUAUGAUAAUGUGAACUCAUCUUCGUGUGCAUCCUGGUGAUCUGUGUCAGGUGGGACAGUGUUUCUUAUCAAGCCACCGUAGCUCUCAUUUCACAACUUCAUUACAGACCUGACCAGUUUCAGUAACUCCACCUGUAUCAGUCUGGGUGUGGGAACUAGGAGGGAUGUGGCCAAAGAGCAGAGCUCGCUUGUUACCGAGGCACCAGUCCACAGCCUGGGCUGUUGCUCAAGGUUCAGCUCUGUUGCUUCUGAGAUAUUGAGAGGUUUAGAGCUUUCUGAGGUGCUCUGUGAAUUAUCUGUGAGCUAAUUCUGGAAGGGAACAUCUUAUGUGGCAGAGCCCAGGACAUGAGCAAGACUUGCUGUAAUGCCAAGAGCACUGAGUGGCCAGGAGUUUCAAAGGGGGGCUACAGGUGGCUGAUACCACCCAAAGAAAGGACGUGAAGAGGAAUCAUUACUCGUGUGUUUUGCACUGUGAUGUCUAUGGACCACACAGACAUAAAAAAAAAUCAUGAUAAACGGGAACCACAAUUUUUACUACUUCCAAGUGCUUGUCUGGACUUCCAACAGCUUUUCUGUAGCAGGGUGACACGAGGGCUGGUGACCCCUGAGACAACAGCCAUCGCUUCCCCAGCACAGCUGUGGUGGGGUCUCACACUGGUUUAUGUGGGAGGGUUGCUGCACUCAGAGCCUGCUCUUAGACUGAUCUUCUGUGGGCAUGAAACACUUCAAAGAUGGUUUCUGAAAUACCUCCUUCUGAGUGUCAAUCACUUCCUUGGGACAGGCAAGGCUUCUGCAGCCUGGGAAGCAGAGCAAGCACAGCAGAAAGAUGUCCAGGCUAACAUUUAAUGCUAAAACUACCAGACUGAGGCACUGAGAGGGGUGAAGAACUUAAUUUUGCUGAAAAAUUAAAAAAAGGGGAGGAUAAUAUAAGUUCUGAGUCCUGCUCUUCCACCUCAAAGGUAGCUGAGGACUGUCCUCAGAGGUGUAGCAAAAUGCAAGUAUGUCCUGCCUGGAGCAGCUCAGCUACUGAAAACACAGGUACAAGGGUCAGGAGUUCUCUCUGAAGAGUAUGGUAGAAAAAACAGCCCUGACCUGGGGUUGCAACACUGGUUCUCCUGUCAAAUGGCUCUUCAUGGAGUGGGUUAGGUCUCCCAGAUCCUAUGACUACAGUAACAACAUGGAAGUGAUCUCUCACUUACCCAGCAAGCUGACAUUUACAAGCUUCAAAAAACCCCAAGAAACCCAAAAAAACUGACAAUGGAGCACAACAUUGGUAAGCACAGUAGCUGGACCCGUCCGCCUCGGAAAGUUAAGGUCACUGGUCACCAUGCACAAGAGGAAAAGCCUUUCUGGCUGUUGCCCUUGUUCUCUAUGAACUUGCUCCUGAGCAAGAUGGACCUCAUUGUAACAGGAAGCAAGAGCUGUAACGAACCACCAAACAUCCCAAAUCCACAUUUGAUGCAAUGAAGGUCAUCAGUUAUGGGAAGAUUGGGCCUGAAGCUGAGUGAGACUCACAGCUAAGACUCACUACAGGAAAAGGAACAGCAAUUUUUCACAAAGUGCUUUGGGUGAAAAAGCAGUGCAGAUACAAACAAAGGAAGAAAUAAUAAAAAUGCACCGCAUGGUUCCAGUUCUUGAAUGAAAACCAAGCUGGUAGGCUUAAGGUCACAAGCUAUAUUUGUUGCUUGAGUUCUUGGAUAUCCUAGUUCAAUAGUUUCUCUUACUUGGCUUGACAACAGAGGAGCUUUGUAAAGAAAUUAAAGCCUCCAUUCAACUGCACACAUUCGGAAGACUGCAAUUUAUUUUCCGUGAUUCAGGGGGUCUGUACAAGGCUGAUAAAGAAGUUGUGCUGCUAAUUGCAAGGCUUUCUCAAAACUGACAGGAACCUCUUGCCAGUGUUUCACCCAGUCAAUAGCUACUUUAAACAAAUGCUCCGAGGAUAACCCAAACACAUAAAUACCUUGACCCUCUCCAUCUGUGUGCUGAAAGGGUAAAGCAGCUCAAAGAGAAUCAGUCCCAGAGAAAAGAUAUCCACUUUGUGCGAGUAGGUGUUCCCACAGAUCUGAAAAGGCAAAAUCAGGGUUAGGGCAAUCAAGCUACUCACUGCAUGUCAUUAUGUACCAGGUAAACAGCACCCUUUCAAGGCCACCUAUGGAAGUGGUCAGCCCUGUGCAGGGCUGAAAGCUACAGCACAGGCACGUUGGCAAACUUCAGCAGUGAGCAUCAGGGACCAAGAUCCUGGUCUGAUCCUCAGCUCCUCUCUGCACACCCAACUGCAAAGCAACAUGUUUCACCUUACUUAAACCCCAUGUAGGAGGAGUGUGUCCUCCUGCAAUUAACUGGAAUGUUACACAGUUACCCUUGUACGGCAUUCAAAGCAAGAAAAAUGAUUACAUCAAGUUUGAAUCAUUAGCCACUUUUUUUGCUAUAAUAAAUAUUAUAUUAAAAUACUGGUUUUGGAAUUCAAUUUAUCUUAAAACUCUACUUUGAUGAGGAAGAAUUUAAGUGGCUUGACUGCAACAAUUUACUAGGAGUGCCUGAUCUUUGAGCUCCCAGGAACUCAGGGCUCUUCCAGGCAUUGCCAAAUACAGCUUUAAAGCAGAGAGCACAAACCUGUUCCGGGCUCAUGUAGAGUUUGGUCCCUACUUGUCCUGUGUGCCUGGCAUAGGCUGGCAUUGGGGUCAGUACUGAUUCCUCCUCCUCAUCUUGGUCCAUAGCAGUUACCAGUCCAAAAUCCCCAACCUUUACUAUGUCAUCCAUUGUGAAAAAUAUAUUGGAAGGCUGAGAAAACAAAGAAGUGAAAAGAAAAAAUGAGCACUAAAGAAGUGUCCGUGUUUCAACCAUUACAACACUUGGUUCCAAUUCAGAAGCCAUGCUGUCAGGGCUAAAACGACUCAUUAAACUGCUGAAGUGUAACAGCUAAGAAUUGUAGCUACUGAGGAAACACAAAUUACUCCUGCAAUUAAACACUGUCCCUUCCUGAAACUCAAAAUGCUCAUUUCUUGCCAUUCAGCAGAGGUUUACCAGCACCACACAGGUCUGCUGAGGAACAUACACAAGAGUCAACAGCUGCUGGGAACAGCAGAGAUAAGUUAUCCAGCUCCCCAUCACAUGGCACAUUCACACCAGAUGCUGCAGUUCUGACUCCUGGUCUUUCUUAUUCUAAUCUCGAAGUGCUAAACUCGUUUGCUUUAUUAUUAACCAGCGCACAGCAUGUCAUCCUAACAUUAAAUUAUAGAUAAUGGAAGCCUGGGAACAAGGUCUGCUUUUCAGCUGCAGCGUAAAUGUGCAGUUUGACUGGGGAGAAGCUGUCAGCAUUACAGAAUUGAAAGUUUAUUUUUGAUAGAAGCUUAAGGACUUUGCAAUUCACAAGAGCAGCAACAGUGAUGAUCUGGCUUCGACUUUCCUUUAGCUUGUUUGCUACGUACCACCAUCCUUGGCUUAACCUGAUAAGAGACUGGAAACUGAGAUGUCCCUUUGCUAAUGGUCCAUUAAAUGGACCAUUUAAAAACCAGAUGGUUUUUCAAAAGAUUUGCAUCCUGGCUGAUAGAACAGCACCCACCAAAUGAAUGAUUAUUUCUUUGAAAUAAAACCACUCUGCCUCUGUUACAAAUACAGAUGAACACACAGUUUUGAGGAAAGAAGAGACUGAUCCUGCAAGCGGGAGGAAACAGCAGGAUAAGGUACAGGGAAAGGGCCAAGGUGUGGUAAAGAGGCAGGUGGUGCUGGGUAAGGUCCUCUCAGAGCUCCUGGACCCUCCUGGGAGAACACGGUCUGUGUUUUGCUGACACAAAUGCUGGAACAGGAGGAGGCAGACAGAGAGAGGGCAAUAUUUUUCCACAAGAUUAAGGGACUACAAAACUGACCUAUUUCAAAGCCCAUCCAACUUCUUCAGUUAAAAGACAAACCCACUGUGUGCAAGAGAGAAAUGAGAUGGAAAAAAAGGUUUCUUGGCUUUUUUUUUUUAAGCAACGGACAGCUCUGAGAUAAGCACUGCAGAAACAGCUCCCCAGUGCCCACAUCCUGCCUCUGAAACUGCCUUCUGAGCCAGGUCUUAUCUCCCCUAUAUUUCCCUGUAAUGAAUGUCAAACCCUUCAGAGUCACAGCACACUUGAGGCACAAAAGCUACUACCCUGUAAGCCCACAGGACCCCCAGGCUCUUGCUGAAGCAUUUGCACAGCACCCACCCUCCGACUGCACAGCCAUGCUGGCAAACACCUUUGCAUCAGAAUUUUAAUGCUCAAGGAUCAAACGUCUCCAUUAGGGGUUUGUAUCCCACUGCCUUGAUCCCCAUUCUCCUCCAACAAACACAGAAGAGUUCAACAAGAUCUGUCUUGCUUCAUGGAGGAAAAACUCUUCUUAAGAGGAAGUUUUAUUUUUAUACUUCUCUGGCUGGACACAGACUGUCUCUGAAUAGGUUGGCGUAUAGUUUCUACAAUUUAAGGAGAAGGGACUCUCUGCUGUUGCAAAGUACCAGCAAAAAUAAACCCUCAAGGUCUCAUUUGGAAAGAUGAAGUCUAAGGCAGAUGCACACAAUUUUGAUUUAAAUCAUCAGAAGACUGCAUCAAAUAUAACCACCCUCUAGUUUAGUUAUCUUGCCACUUGCACAAAGAAAUUUCUCUCCAUAUUCUUCAGUCAGAGCAAGAACUCUCAUCUUUUCACAGACAUGAAUAAGCUUCUCACACAUCUGGAAGACUCUGUUUAAUUUAAUUAAUGCUGUAAAAUGUAUCCAAGACUGUUCUUGCAGUUCUAUGAAAGUGAUAAUUUCUUUUGAGCUGCCAAGCAUGACCGACAGCUUAUCCUGGGAACAACAUUAAAUUCACUUGACAGACGGA
Pipra filicauda (Wire-tailed manakin) is the source of this 7276-nucleotide messenger RNA. Its product is annotated as octopamine receptor-like. Lineage: Eukaryota; Metazoa; Chordata; Aves; Passeriformes; Pipridae. Bases 1006 to 2154 code for a protein of 382 amino acids. Gene Ontology annotation, cellular component: membrane. Gene Ontology annotation, molecular function: G protein-coupled receptor activity. Gene Ontology annotation, biological process: adenylate cyclase-activating adrenergic receptor signaling pathway. The transcript has 9 exons. The record is from RefSeq and is a predicted model, not a curated record.